Molecule: messenger RNA, 1140 nt
Organism: Amborella trichopoda
Lineage: Eukaryota; Viridiplantae; Streptophyta; Magnoliopsida; Amborellales; Amborellaceae
Product: protein LURP-one-related 8
Source: RefSeq, a predicted model, not a curated record
UAACCCCAAAACCAGAGCCCUUUCAUGGCCAAGAAACGCUACGUCAGAUCUUAAAUAGUCAGGGUUAAAAAGCUAGGGUUUUGGACGAUUCCCCAUGUCGCUUUCACGACCUUGGUUUUGACGAUCUCCGAGAUCUUAAAUACUCAUGUCAUGGCGGCCCAGAACCUAGGUUUCGCGCGCUCUGAAACUAAGGGAGUAGGGCUUCCUGAAGAUCUGAAGCUGGUUUGGCGGUUUACAAGUGGAAUUACGGCGAAUAAGAGUGGUUAUCCGGCGAUGACAAAGGUUCACCCUAAUGGCUUUUUGAGAGAGUUUCGUCAAGAUUCAGAUGGCUCUGCAACGGUUUUGACGGUUUGGAAGAAAUCACUGCUUCUCAGUUGUAGUGGUUUCACUGUGUUCGAUUCCAGGGGGAAUCUGGUCUUUAGGGUUGAUAAUUAUGUUGCUGGUAAUAGGGAGGAGCUCGUGCUCAUGGAUUUUGAAGGGAAGACUCUGUUCACGAUGAGGAGAAAGAAAUUGAGCCUCUCAGAACAGUGGCAAGUCUUCGAAGGGGAGGCUCUCUCUCCAUCUCCUCCCAUAUUCAGUAUGAGAAAGCAUUCGAGCCUCCUCCAAUCCAAGGUCUUAGCCCACGUCUACAGGGGAUGCGACACCAAGCGCUGGGCUUACCAGGUCGAAGGCUCGUACUCGCGACGCAUAUGUGAGAUCCACAACGAGGCUCAUCGGGUGGUUGCCGAGAUCAAAAGGAAGGAGAAUUCGGGUGGUGUGAGUUACAGAGGUGAUGUGUUUAAGCUUCUUGUCGAGCCUGAACUCGAUUCUGCUUUUGCCAUGGCCCUGGUGUUGCUCCUGGAUCAGAUGUUCUCAUCAAAAUGGUCUCCCUAAUUACAACAACCAACAAACCCCAUGCUUUCUUUUACUAUAUCUCUCCCAUCAUUCUUUCCUUAUGGUUUGCUCUUUGUUGGGGUAUAUAAAUUUUUGGAUUGUUGUCUUUCAUUCUCCAUUAUUGCUAUGAGCCUCUCAUGGCGUGGGUUUUUGUGCUGCCAUUGAAGAGGCGCUCUCUCUCUUUCUCUACAAAUUCUCUCUGCUCUCUCUCUCUACAGUUUCUCUCUCUUGCUUGCGGGCAAUUUUAUGUAGAAAAAUGGAUUCACA